CGCCUCCGCCGCACCGUGUCCCCCUUCCCCUCCACCGCCCACUUCCGUUUCCGGUGCGGGCCGCGCGAGAGCGCAGAGGUGGGAGGCGGCGACGAGCCGGUUGAGGCCCUACUCUUGGCCUCACCACGAUGUGGCACGAGGCUCGGAAGCAUGAGCGGAAGCUUCGAGGCAUGAUGGUGGACUACAAGAAGAGGGCAGAGCGGCGGCGAGAGUACUAUGAGAAGAUCAAGAAGGACCCAGCCCAGUUCCUGCAGGUGCACGGUCGAGCUUGCAAGGUGCACCUGGACUCUGCAGUUGCCCUGGCUGCUGAGAGCCCCGUAAACAUGAUGCCCUGGCAGGGGGACACCAACAACAUGAUCGACCGCUUUGAUGUCCGCGCCCACCUGGACCACAUCCCCGACUACACCCCGCCGCUGCUCACCACCAUCUCCCCAGAGCAGGAGUCAGACGAGCGGAAGUGUAACUACGAGCGCUACCGAGGCCUGGUGCAGAACGACUUUGCUGGCAUCUCAGAGGAGCAGUGCCUGUACCAGAUCUACAUUGACGAGUUGUACGGAGGCCUCCAGAGACCGAGUGAGGACGAGAAGAAGAAGCUGGCAGAGAAGAAGGCUUCCAUCGGCUACACCUACGAGGACAGCACGGUGGCCGAGGUGGAGAAGGCGGCAGAGAAGCCGGAGGAGGAGGAGUCACCGGCCGAGGAGGAGAGCAACUCGGACGAAGAUGAGGUCAUCCCCGACAUCGACGUGGAGGUGGACGUGGAUGAACUGAACCAGGAGCAGGUGGCAGAUCUCAACAAACAGGCCACGACCUAUGGCAUGGCUGAUGGUGACUUCGUCAGGAUGCUCCGGAAAGACAAGGAGGAGGCAGAGGCCAUCAAACACGCCAAGGCCCUUGAGGAGGAGAAGGCCAUGUACUCGGGCCGUCGCUCCCGGCGCCAGCGGAGGGAGUUCCGGGAGAAGCGGCUGAGGGGCCGAAAGAUCAGCCCACCCAGCUAUGCCCGCCGAGACAGCCCCACCUACGACCCUUAUAAGCGGUCGCCCUCGGAAUCCAGCUCCGAAUCCCGCUCCCGCUCCCGCUCGCCGACCCCAGGCCGCGAGGAGAAGAUCACGUUCAUCACCAGUUUCGGGGGCAGCGACGAGGAGGCAGCUGCAGCCGCAGCUGCAGCAGCUGCAUCGGGGGCCCCAGGGAAGCCCCCCGCGCCUCCCCAGCCCGGCGGCCCCACACCGGGACGUAAUGCCAGCGCCCGCCGCCGCUCCUCCACCUCCUCCUCCUCCUCUUCCGCCUCGAGGACCUCCAGCUCCCGCUCCCGCUCCAGCUCCAGCUCCCGCUCCCGCCGCGGCGGGGGCUACUACCGCUCCGGCCGCCACGCCCGCUCCCGCUCCCGGUCCUGGUCGCGCUCUCGGUCCCGCUCCCGGCGCUACUCGAGGUCCCACAGCCGCAGCCGACGGCACUCGGGUGGGGGCUCCCGAGACGGACACCGCUACUCCCGUUCGCCUGCCCGGCGUGCUGGUUACGGGCCCCGGCGCAGAAGCAGGAGCCGCUCCCGCUCCGGAGACCGGUACAGGCGAGGCGGCCGGGGCCCCCGGCACCACAGCAGUAGCCGCAGCCGCAGCAGCUGGUCCCUCAGCCCAUCCCGAAGUCGCAGCCUGACUCGGAGCCGCAGCCCCAGCCAGAGCCGCAGUCGGAGUCAGAGUCGCAGCCGCAGCCGCAGCCACAGCCAGAGUCACUCGCCAUCGCCCCCAAGGGAGAAGCUGAGCAGGCCGGCGGCGUCCCCCGCUGUGGGCGAGAAGCUGAAAAAGACCGAACCUGCCGCUGGUAAAGAGACAGGAGCUGCCAAACCCAAGCUGACGCCGCAGGAGAAGCUGAAGCUGAGAAUGCAGAAGGCACUGAACAGGCAGUUCAAGGCAGAUAAGAAGGCAGCUCAGGAGAAGAUGAUCCAGCAGGAGCAUGAACGCCAGGAGCGGGAAGACGAGCUUCGAGCCAUGGCCCGCAAGAUCCGAAUGAAGGAGCGGGAACGCCGAGAGAAGGAGAGAGAAGAAUGGGAACGCCAGUACAGCCGGCAGAGCCGCUCGCCCUCCCCCCGUUACAGUCGAGAAUAUAGCUCUUCCCGAAGGCGCUCAAGAUCCAGAUCCCGAAGCCCCCAUUACCGACAUUAGGCAGAAGCUUAGGGGGCAGAGGGAUGGGGGCAGCAAGGGCUCAAGCUGUGAUGCUGCUGGUUUUAUCUCUAAUGAAAUAAAAUCACACGUUAUUUAAUUCCCUUCA
This is a messenger RNA of Sus scrofa (pig), 2262 nucleotides long. It is a transcript of the gene CLASRP, whose product is annotated as CLK4 associating serine/arginine rich protein. The record is from RefSeq and is a predicted model, not a curated record. NCBI's taxonomy places the organism in Eukaryota, Metazoa, Chordata, Mammalia, Artiodactyla, Suidae.